Molecule: messenger RNA, 3333 nt
Organism: Closterium sp. NIES-65
Lineage: Eukaryota; Viridiplantae; Streptophyta; Zygnematophyceae; Desmidiales; Closteriaceae
Source: the annotation of a GenBank genome assembly
AUGAGGGGGUUUGCUGGUCAUCAUUGUUCCAUGCUCCCCCCUCUCACACUCCACCCUUCCCCAUUUCUCUCUCCUCCUGCCCUCCCUUCUUCCCGCCAUCACCAGGUGAUGCAGCGCGAGUGGCAGCACUACCUACUGGCCAAAGCUGACCUCAUGAAGGCGAACCUUCCCAGACGGAGGCAUGCGGCAGCUUCCGCUGCUACUGGCGCUGCCGCUGGCAAUGCUAGCAGUAGCGGUGGCAGAGGUAACGGUGGCAACAGCAGCAGCCGGAGUGGAGGAAAUGGCGCUUCUAGAAACGAGAGCGGCAUGGACUCGUUCCAGAGAGAGCAGCUGCUGCUGCUGGCGGCAGCGAAGCAAGUGAGGAGGGAAAUGGAGGAGGAGAGGGGAGGGGAGUUGGUGAUGGCUGGGAGGGAAGAGGAGGAGAGUGGGGGGUUGAGAGGGGAGGUAGCAAGAGGAGGGCGGAUGCAAGGAGGGGCGAGGGGGGAUGGGAGAGUGAGGGGGGAAAGUGGGGGUGCAGGGGCAAGGGGAGGGGGUGGGGGGAGGGGGAGAGGGAGGAGAGGGAGGGGAAAAAGGGGUGCGGCAGCAGCAGGGGGUGGGAGGGGAAUAGAAGCAGACGGGCGGCAUGUGCGACUGGAUCUAGAUUUGGAAGUGGUGGAGAGGGGUGGAGGUGGGUUUGAGGAUGGGAACGAGGUUCAAGAGGUGCAGGGGGGAGCUGACAGGGAGGAAAGGGAGAAUGCGGAGGGAGACGCACGGGAUGGGGGAGGUGACGGGGAGGGGGUGAAAGAGAGGAGAGAGGAGAGGGGAAACGGUAGUGAGGAGGACAAGGGUGGUGAUGAGGGAACAGAGAGGGAGGGGAGUGAGAAGGGAGAGAGGUGGAGAGGGAAGGGGAGAGGGCGAGGGAGAGGAGGGACCAGAGGGAGGAAAAGUGGUAGGGUGUCUGGAGCACGGGGGAGGGGACUGGGAGGAGAGAGUAAGAGGAAACGAGGAGGGAUGGAAGAAAGCUUGCAGGAGCAAGAGCAAGGGGAGGCGGAGGAAGGGGAGGAGGAGCAGGAGGAAGGGGCUAGAUUGGCCAGCAUUGGCAAUAAUGACAAGGAUGGUGAUGAUGAUAGUGAUAGUGAUACUGAUGUGGUUCUUAUAGAGGAAGUUGAGGCAAUAGUGGGGGACGUUGCGGCAUUAGUGGGGGCCGGCGCACCGCGCAACCCCACCCCACAUCCCGUCCCCCCACACCCCGACUCCUCCGUCUCCCUCCCCGCCCGCAUCCGCCUCGAGUUUGUCCCACCAUCGGCCAAUGGGAGGCUGCCAGCUGUGCACCUGUGCACUCUGGAGGGCGCAUCCCACGUGCUGGAGCGGCUACAGCCGGGCGUGGUGGUGGUCUAUGAUCCCGACAUAGAGCUCGUUCGCCAGAUCGAAGUAUUUCACGCCGCCCGGGCGAGGGCUUGGGCAGGUGCGGCGGGCAGGGAAGAAAGUGGGGCGGCUGCUUCGGAAGCUGCCCAGGAGGGAGAAGGUGGUUCAGAGGGGGGAAGGGGGGAUGGCGUGUGUGGAGUCAGGGGGAGAAUAAAAGAGCCUGGCGAAGGGGGAUCAGUCAUGGGUGCUGCUGCUGCUGCUAGUGCUGCUGGUGCUAGUACUGCUGUCCCUGCACGGUCACAGCAGCAGCCUCCCCUGAGGGUGCUCUUCCUGUUCCACGAGGGGUCCACGGAGGGCCACAAGUUUGAGGCGAGCGUGCGGCGCGAGAACGGGGCGUUCGAGCAGCUCAUCAGACAAAAGGCGGUUAUGACCAUCCCGGCAGAGCAGGUGCGUGGGUGGUUUCUUGCACUGCCUACCAGCAGCAACACAGCAGCCGACCACGUGCGCCCCCUUCCUCCGCUUCUCCCCAACAUACACGUGGCUCUGGCUUACCUCUCUCCUCUCUCUGGCUUACCUCUCUCCUCUCUCUGCCUUACCUCUCUCCUCUCUCUGGCUUACCUCUCUCCUCUCUCUGGCUUACCUCUCUCCUCUCUCUGGCUUACCUCUCUCCUCUCUCUGGCUUACCUCUCUCCUCUCUCUGGCUUACCUCUCUCCUCUCUCUUGCUUCCUCUCAUCCUCAUUCAUCUCGACGGCCGGUCUACCACAGACUACACGCAUAUGGCCUUGCCUCCUCCGCCUCUCACGCACCCACCUGUGUUCUCUGACAUGAUUCUUUCCUCUCUCUUGCUCAUUCUCAUUCUCUAUCAGGACGGCCGGUCUACCACAGACUACACGCAUAUGGCCUUGCCUCCUCCGCCUCUCACGCACCCACCUGUGUUCUCUGACAUGAUUCUUUCCUCUCUCUUGCUCAUUCUCAUUCUCUAUCAGGACGGCCGGUCUACCACAGACUACACGCAUAUGGCCUUGCCUCCUCCGCCUCUCACGCACCCACCUGUGUUCUCUGACAUGAUUCUUUCCUCUCUCUUGCUCAUUCUCAUUCUCUAUCAGGACGGCCGGUCUACCACAGACUACACGCAUAUGGCCUUGCCUCCUCCGCCUCUCACGCACCCACCUGUGUUCUCUGACAUGAUUCUUUCCUCUCUCUUGCUCAUUCUCAUUCUCUAUCAGGACGGCCGGUCUACCACAGACUACACGCAUAUGGCCUUGCCUCCUCCGCCUCUCACCCACCCGGCUGCUGCGAACGCUAUCACAAGAAGAGGAGGAGGGCGGAGAGCUGCAGAGCGACAAGAAUUGAGGGUGGUGGUGGACAUGAGGGAGUUCAACAGCAGCCUCCCCUGCGUGCUGCACCAGCGGGGCAUCAAGAUCCUCCCGGUGACCCUCGAAGUGGGCGACUACAUCCUCUCGCCCGACAUCUGUGUGGAGCGCAAGAGCGUCAGCGACCUGUUUGCCUCCUUUGCGUCGGGGCGCCUGCACCACCAGGCGGAGACCAUGUGCCGCUACUACCGCCUGCCAGUGCUGCUGAUCGAGUUCUCCAGUGACAAGAGCUUCUCUUUGCAGGUAAGAAGGGAUUGUUCACAACCAGACUCUUUUCCUCUUUUUUGCUCGGGUCGGCUGCACCGCCAGGCGGAGGCCAUGUGCUGUUACUACCGCCUGCCUGUACUGGUCAUUGAGUUUUCCAGCGACAAGAGCUUCUCUUUGCAGUCAGCGAGUGACAUCAGCGAUGACAUCACCCCAUCCAGCAUCAUAUCCAAGAUGUCGCUACUCGCGCUGCACUUCCCGCGCCUGCGGAUCGUGUGGUCCAGAUCGCUCCAUGCGACAGCUGAGAUCUUCACGUCGUUGAAGACCAAUCAGGACGAGCCAAGUGUCGACCAGGCGAUGAGGGUCGGCGUGCCGACGGAGGAUGGGCUGGUGGAGGGUGACACGAGGUAG